CCCAGCUCAGCGUCGAUUACACCGAGAGGCUCAGCUCGGCACGUCUAGCUCCCUUUUUGCUCCGGCUUACAGGGCUCUCCACUACCGCGAAGUUGGGGCGCUCGCAUUCUGGCACAAAUGCGGCCUAGACUUCAUGGCCGGCCCAGUCUUACCCGCCUUGCGCUUGAGCUGGUCAGCAACUGCAGGGAUCAUAAACAACUAUGGUAUAGGACAUGUACAUAAUACUGAUAUUCAGAUGCCUGGACGAAAUGAAGGGUGAUAAAGACGAAAUCAGAUAUAAAUAUGGCAUUGUCCUUGCCUUUCAAGAGAGGGGGAAACAAUGAGCACUCACUCAAAGUUGACAACGUGAAUAUCUUCUUCGCAGCCUCAGCGUCUCCUAUACAGCAUCGUCUUUGUUUCUCCGCCGGCUUCUCCGAUUACAAUGCGGACAGGACUGCUUUUCACAGGCUUCGUAUUUGCCAAUACGGUAGCGGCGAGCUCCCUCCUCGACAGAAGAGAUGACUGUCCUUCCGGAAGUGUUCACAUGUCCGGUUUUGUCUUACCCGGGGGGAGCUUCGACGUUUGUUGCCCUGGGACUUCUCUGCACGCCGACGGCACCGAAUAUUGCUGUGUAGGGGGUGACAAACACAGCAAAGAGGUCAACAAAAGAGACCACAUAUGCAUCGGCGAUGCGGCAGAUUGCUCGUCGGCUGACCCGACCUCGUCCUGUGUCACGGCGGUCCCAGCUACAGCAGGAGACUUUUCUGACAGAGUUGCAAGCGCCACAAGGACAAUGAACAGCCACCCAACUUCUGAUGGAUCCGUAAACUCCGCAUCACCGACUCACGAAGCUGCCGGAAGCGUGAUUACGGCUGCGGCCUGGCCUGUGUGGGCGGCGGCUGCAGGAGGAGCGGCUGUGCAUGCUGUUCUCAUGGCAUAAACUACAUGUACCAAAUGUUUACCUGAUACGUGGCGGAGUUUUAAGCCCUUGGAAAAGACUGUG
Messenger RNA from Trichoderma asperellum CBS 433.97, 982 nucleotides. The record is from RefSeq and is a predicted model, not a curated record. Lineage: Eukaryota; Fungi; Ascomycota; Sordariomycetes; Hypocreales; Hypocreaceae.